CCUAGAUUCGAGCCUAUGUCUAAAGUAGAUGAACAUGUUACUACUCCAACUUCGUGAAAGUGACAAACUGAAACGUUUUCAUUUUAGUUUUUAUAUCAAAGAGUGUCUUUGAUACUGUGUGCACACGCGCAGUUUGGCGCGAGACGACCAUUGGACCCUAUAACAUAUCUCUACGCAUGAGCUUUGCUAGCCAACGUCGCCUACAAACGUGAUCGGGGAUUUAAAUUGGAGAAGCAGUUUGAGCCUAUCUUCAUACUGUACUGUCUUUGAUAUGGCCAUUCCACAAGCGUAUCUAGAUGAUGUUCGUUUCCGGGUGCGCCUUAUAUCGCAAUCCGGUUCCCUGCGGUUCGGAAUAAGGACCGGGGCGUUUCUAAAAGAAAGCCUCAAAACCCGACCUCCAACAGGCUUUUCAAGGGAUUUUGAAGCGGUGUUCCCUCCGCUUUCAUAUGCUACGCGCCCCGGCGAGGGUGCAUUGCACCGGCGCUCAAUGGUGGUGCAAUUCUCUCUGCGUUAGCAUACUAGCUAACAACAUCGAUUUCUACUCCACCCCCUCUCUAACCGGCUGUAGCUACUAGGCAAUACCCAGCAGCUAGGGGUGAGCUGCAAAACCCAACUUGCCCAUUCAAUUCCUCCUCAUCACAUCCAUCCACACCACUGGAAGAUUGUUGACUUGGGAGGGCCAUCGCAAGACUAUUCUUGUAGGAUCCCUGCAUCGGAUUCGGGAUUUAAGGCCCCCGGGGGUUUAACCCGCAAUAAUUUCAUUCAUAAACUCCCCAAAGCCUGGCAUCUCGGUCAGUGUUUUGGUCAGUUUUAAUACAAUGUUUAAACUUAUUUUACGUAAAUAGGACCAGUUCGUGAUUUUUCCUUUCUACCUCAACACUUCAUUUCAAUUCUCCUCCCAGCCGUCUUAGUUAACACUAGCUAUAUCUGACGGCCCCUUUCCUCCCCAUCAACCUUGGAGUCCAAUUCGGUUUAGCUGCUUCUGGCAAUCUGUGCAACGAUCGCUGCUCAGUGGUAACAGCUCGCAGCACACUGUGGUCAUCUCUCGUGGGGAAGAUAUCACAUAAUUGGACCCCCCCUACUCGGACAGCGCGAGACCUCGGGCUCCGACACGAAGACGGUGGUCUGUGUUGCCAGGAAAAGAGCUCUGUGGCAAUCGAAUCCUCCACACAGACGGUGCUCCGGUGCUCGCAAUGCCCGGCCCGGCGGCCGGCAGUAAAUCUCGGGUGUACGCCGAUGUCAACACUUUGAAGAGCAGGGAAUAUUGGGACUAUGAAGCCCACGUGCCUAGCUGGAGUAACCAGGAAGACUACCAGUUGGUGCGGAAGCUCGGCAGGGGGAAGUACAGUGAGGUCUUUGAGGCCAUCAACAUCAGCAACAAUGAGAAGGUGGUGGUCAAGAUCCUCAAGCCUGUCAAGAAAAAGAAAAUCAAGCGGGAAAUCAAGAUCCUGGAGAAUCUGCGAGGGGGAACCAAUAUCAUCCGAUUGGUAGACACAGUGAAAGACCCUGUGUCCCGAACGCCUGCUCUUGUCUUUGAAUGCAUCAAUAACACAGAUUUUAAGGAGCUCUACCAGAAGUUAACAGAUUUUGAUAUACGUUUUUACAUGUAUGAACUACUAAAGGCUCUGGACUACUGUCACAGUAUGGGUAUUAUGCACCGUGACGUCAAGCCCCACAAUGUGAUGAUUGACCACCAGAUGAGGAAGCUACGCCUGAUAGACUGGGGCCUUGCAGAAUUCUACCAUCCUGCACAGGAAUACAAUGUCCGAGUAGCAUCUCGCUACUUUAAGGGACCUGAGUUACUGGUGGAUUACCAGAUGUAUGACUAUAGUUUGGACAUGUGGAGUCUGGGCUGCAUGCUGGCCAGUAUGAUCUUCCAGAAAGAGCCCUUCUUCCAUGGCCAGGACAAUUAUGACCAGCUGGUCCGAAUUGCCAAAGUCCUGGGGACAGAUGAGCUUUUUGGUUACUUGCGCAAAUACCACAUUGAACUGGAUCCACGCUUCAAGGACCUUCUUGGCCAGCAGACACGGAAACGCUGGGAGCAGUUUGUCCAGACAGACAACCAGCACCUGGUGAGCCCUGAGGCUCUGGACCUGCUGGAUAAGCUGCUGCGCUACGACCACCAGCAGAGACUGACGGCCACAGAGGCCAUGGAGCACCCCUACUUCUAUCCUGUGCUGAAGGAACAGUCUCUCUCUAAUGCAGAUGGCAAUAUGGUGUCCAGUGGAUCCACUACAGCUCGAUGAAAGCAGAAGAACAUUUUGUUACCUCAAAUUUUGACCCCUUUGUGGCAGAAUCCUCUUCAAGUGUACAGUGACAAUGGAUCAAAGCACCGCCGACCAAUAAUACACUCAGAUGUUCAUACGGAACACACACACACACACACACACACACACACACACACACACACACAUGAACACACUCACACCCUCCUCUGUGUCAGUCUAUGGUUGGCUUGCCCCAGUUACAUGUGAAGCAGCCAGACCAAUGAGCUUGAUGUCUCACUGCUGCCCCUGCCCCCCUUCCUCUUAUCAUUAGGUAUACAGAAAGUUUCAAAGACUAGAAAAAAAGGAUACUUUCCUGUCAUUAUCCCCCCCCAAACUAAGCAUGAAGAAUGAAAAGGAGCGUGAGCCUGCCCCCCACCUUCCCUCGGUCUGUCUGUCUGUCCGUCUGUGUUCAGUAUUCAGCCCCUCGGCAGACUUGAGCUCAGCCUCCACACACUGUAGUACUGAAGUGGCAUGGUGGACCUUUUCUCUGCUCUAGGUAGAAUGAUGAUAAUAAUAUUAAUGAAAAUAAAUGAUUUUUAUUUAGA
Messenger RNA from Salmo salar (Atlantic salmon), 2812 nucleotides. RefSeq names its product casein kinase II subunit alpha'. Lineage: Eukaryota; Metazoa; Chordata; Actinopteri; Salmoniformes; Salmonidae. The record is from RefSeq and is a predicted model, not a curated record. Gene Ontology annotation, molecular function: ATP binding; protein serine/threonine kinase activity. Gene Ontology annotation, biological process: peptidyl-threonine phosphorylation; regulation of chromosome separation; peptidyl-serine phosphorylation. Gene Ontology annotation, cellular component: nucleus; protein kinase CK2 complex; cytosol.